CAUAUCGCGCGGCCUCCUCCGCCCCUCUCCACACUGGCAGACACUGCCGCUAGGCUCGCCUCUCUCCCUCGUCGCAUCGCACCGCAGCGGCUGCCACCGGGCCGGGGAGGGGAAAUAAACCAUUGGAGCCGGGGGUAGAAACGCGCCAAAACCCUAGAUCUCCCGCGCGCAUUGCCCGUCUAUGACCCUCGGCCCCCACUGAGGCACGCACGGCCAUGGCCUCCGCGGCCGUCAUCCCCACCCCCGCCAACGGCGCCGCGCCCGUGCACGGGGCCGCCGAGCCCGCCGGUUGGCUCAUGGACGAGCGCGACGGCUUCAUCUCCUGGUUGCGGGGCGAGUUCGCCGCCGCCAACGCCAUCAUCGACCUCCUCGUCGUCCACCUCCGCGCCGUCGGCGACCCGGGCGAGUACGACCACGUCUUCGCCGCCGUGCAGCAGCGCCGCCACCACUGGGCGCCCGUCAUCCACAUGCAGCAGUUCUUCCCAGUCGCCGACGUCGCAUACGCGCUGCAGCAGUCGGGAUGGCGCCGCCGCCUGCCGCCCCCGCAGCAGCACGGCCCCGUCGUCUCCCCGGCCCCGCCGCCGCCGCCGCCUCGACGCCCGGCCUUCGCGCCCUCCCACCCCCACCCCCACCAUCGCCACGCCGCGCACCAUCGCUACGAUCCGCCGCGAGGUGCCGGCAGCGUCCCGCCUGCUGGAUCCGAUAAGGACGGACGUGAAUUUCAUAACAAAGAAGGGAAGGGACUGAAGGAAGCGGAGAACGUUGCUGAUGCUAAAGGUCUACGGUUGAAUUCUCCUGUUACUAAUGAAGGGGAGACAAAUUCUAGCCAGCAAACUGUUGCUGAAGGAAGCAGCAAAUUGGUUCCAACUCCUGUAGAAUAUACAACCAGUGAAAUCAUUGAUGGCAAGCCGGUUAAUACUGUUGAAGGGCUCAAGGUCUAUGAAGGCUUGGUAAAUGUGACUGAGAUAAACAAGAUUGUUUCUUUAGUUAAUGAAACAAAAGCUUCUUCUCGUCGAGGAGGGUUUGAAGUGGGCCAGACUGUUAUUGUUGGUAAAAGACCACUGAAGGGUCAUGGAAGCGUAAUUAUUCAGCUGGGAAUUCCUAUCAUUGAAGGCCCUCUUGAGGAUGAAAAUCAAAGAGAGACAAGGGUGGAGCCUGUUCCUGGGAUGCUGCAUGAUCUGUUUGAUCGCUUCUUUCGGCAGGGAAUUGUACCUUCUAAGCCAGACUAUUGUGUUGUCGACUUCUACUGUGAGGAGGAAUAUUCUCAUCCCCAGCAACCUCCAUCUUGGUAUGGUAGACCACUUUGUACCCUCUGCCUCACAGAGUGUGAUAUGGUGUUUGGCCGAGUUAUCUUUGGAGAACGAGGUGAUAACAGAGGCCCUUUGAAGCUCUCUCUCUCUACAGGGUCUCUUGUAGUGUUGCAAGGGAGAAGUGCUGAUGUAGCCAAGCGAGCUAUUCCUGCUACACGGAAGCAGCGAAUCCUUCUAACUUUCGGGAAGUCUGUGGCAAGAAAACUUGCACCAUUGGAAAGUGCUUCACGGCCUACUGCCCCGUUAACACCUCCUGCUAUGCCCUGGGGUCCACCAUCAAGGCCAGCUAACGUGAGGCCACAUUCCCCAAGUCCGCAGCACUUUGGAUACACCCCAACCAGCAGCGUACUUCCAGCACCAACAAUUGGACCUCAUCACAUCCCUCCAUCGGAUGGAAUGCAGCCACUCUUUGUAGCACCUGCUCCUGUUGCUGCCGCAGCCAUACCUUUCCCAGCAGCUGUUCCCUUGCCAAAUGCAACGGCAGCUUGGAUGCCAGAAGCCGCCCCAAGGCCUGCCCCACCUCGAUUCCCUGUUCCAGGCACAGGUGUCUUCCUUCCUCCUGGAUCAGGACACCAGCUGCCCCAUCAGAUGAUACAAGCUUCCCAUGCUCAUGUGGAACCGAACUCUCCAAGAGGUUCAGCAGCUUAUGUGGCUAAUGGUAGUGCUUCUCCAAAGAGCUCAGGAACAACAAAAAGGGCUGAUACAAUCGAGGCAAAACCAGAGUGCAAUGGGAGCUCUAAUUCUGUGGGUGAGCAGCAGCAGAACGGUGGGAUGAAGAAUGGUGGGCUCAGCAAGGUUGAGCCAAGUGCCUCUAAAUAGAAGGGAGGUAUAGUACAUAGAGAAGAAAAACAUGAGACGAGGAAACUUCAUUUUUCCAGGUCAUGAUUGCGGGCAACUCUCUUAUCCUUGACAAAUGACACGAGUACAAGUGCCCUUGAUGCCAUGGAAUUGUCUUGAGAAUGAAAGCCGUCUUAAAUUUUGUAGCCGCUCUGUAGCAAAACUGGAUAUAUCAUGCUGCUUUAAUCUAUCACCUGCUUGCUACAAUUAUGGGAGUAUGGGCUAAGAUGUUCAAAAUGUUUUA
Molecule: messenger RNA, 2391 nt
Organism: Hordeum vulgare subsp. vulgare (domesticated barley)
Lineage: Eukaryota; Viridiplantae; Streptophyta; Magnoliopsida; Poales; Poaceae
Product: RNA demethylase ALKBH10B
Exons: 8
Coding region: 216-2129 (637 amino acids)
Biological process (GO): mRNA catabolic process
Molecular function (GO): mRNA binding; demethylase activity
Source: RefSeq, a predicted model, not a curated record